This is a messenger RNA of Chrysemys picta bellii (western painted turtle), 3433 nucleotides long. RefSeq names its product protein interacting with PRKCA 1 (gene PICK1). Lineage: Eukaryota; Metazoa; Chordata; Testudines; Emydidae. The record is from RefSeq and is a predicted model, not a curated record. Gene Ontology annotation, cellular component: neuron projection; postsynaptic density; synaptic vesicle. Gene Ontology annotation, biological process: positive regulation of receptor internalization; receptor clustering; dendritic spine maintenance. Gene Ontology annotation, molecular function: phospholipid binding; protein domain specific binding; protein kinase C binding.
CUGCAGGGGCCCAGGCGGAGGAUGUGACGCGGCUGCUCCCUGCCAUGGGAUGCGGGGUUCGGCGGAGGCUCCCAAGCGGCCCCGCUGCGGGGAGGGACAAGGAGCCGCAGCCCUCCCGUCCCUUCCCCCCACCAGAGACCGCUGCUCCCCCGCCCCGCCUCCCCCAACGUGGCGGCGGCAGGGGGCGAGCCAGAGCUAGGCCCCGCCCCUUCCUCUAUUGGUUGUCCGGCUAGCAGCCGAGCGCUCUCCGUCGCCAUAGCAACCCGCUCUCCUUCCUCCCCCCCCCCGGGGGCCGGCCCGUCUUAUCGCGAGAGGCGAGCGUGGGGGCAGCGGCCGGGUCUAUAGAUACCUGCUCCCCACGGCACGCGAAGCGGGGGUGAGGGGGAAGGAGAGGUUAGGUAGGAGGCUUCCGGUCCGGAAGUGACGUGGAGGAGCGGUGUUCUGACAGGUAGAGGCGGCAGGUGGAUGCAGGUACCCAGCUCGAGCCAGCCGUUUCCGGCACUUUGGUGUAAACGGAGUCUCAGGUCAAAAGACUCCAGCCAGCAAGAGCAAUGUUUGGAGACUUGGACUAUGACAUUGAGGAGGAUAAACUUGGGAUCCCCACCGUUCCUGGGACAGUAACCUUGAAGAAGGACACUCAGAAUCUGAUUGGGAUCAGCAUUGGGGGAGGAGCACAGUACUGUCCCUGUCUCUAUAUUGUUCAGGUGUUUGAUAACACUCCGGCAGCCCUAGAUGGAACUGUGGCGGCUGGCGAUGAAAUCACAGGAGUGAAUGGGAAGUCAGUAAAAGGGAAAACCAAAGUGGAGGUAGCCAAAAUGAUACAGGUGGUAAAGGGAGAAGUGACUAUUCACUACAACAAACUCCAAGCCGACCCAAAGCAGGGCAAGUCCUUGGAUAUCGUGUUAAAGAAAGUGAAGCACCGAUUGGUGGAGAACAUGAGCUCGGGUACAGCAGAUGCCUUGGGACUAAGCCGAGCCAUCCUCUGCAAUGAUGGAUUGGUGAAGAGGCUGGAGGAGCUGGAGAGAACCGCAGAGCUGUACAAAGGCAUGACAGAGCACACCAAGAGUCUCCUUAGAGCUUUCUUUGAACUCUCCCAGACACACAGAGCGUUUGGAGAUGUUUUCUCGGUCAUUGGUGUACGGGAACCACAGCCAGCUGCCAGUGAAGCCUUUGUGAAAUUUGCAGAUGCCCAUCGCAGCAUCGAGAAAUUUGGGAUCCGCCUACUGAAAACUAUCAAACCGAUGCUGACUGACCUGAAUACAUACCUGAACAAAGCCAUUCCCGACACAAGACUGACCAUCAAAAAAUACCUGGAUGUCAAGUUUGAGUACUUGUCUUACUGCCUGAAAGUGAAGGAGAUGGAUGAUGAGGAAUACAGCUGCAUUGCACUGGGCGAGCCCCUCUACAGGGUCAGCACUGGGAACUAUGAGUAUCGCUUAGUCCUACGCUGCCGCCAGGAGGCACGCACACGUUUUGCCAGGAUGAGGAAGGAUGUGCUGGAGAAGAUUGAACUGCUGGACCAGAAACAUGUGCAGGACAUCGUGUUCCAGCUCCAGCGCUUUGUCUCCACCAUGUCCAAGUACAAUGAUGACUGCUACGCCGUGCUCCGGGACGCAGAUGUCUUUCCCAUCGAAGUGGACCUAGCACGCACCACCCUGAGCUAUGGUCAGAAGGACGUCUUCUCAGAUGGGGCAGAGGAGGAAGAGGAAGCAGGAGAGCGAGAGGCCAGGAGGAAGGAGGAAGCAAAUGGCGAAAAGCUUAUUGAUGAUGCCUGAAUAUGCUGACACAGCGGGCGGGAAAGACAUUAGAGACUGAUAAAAUCUGUUUCACAUGGUGAUUCGUCCUCAGUGAUUUUCUGUAUAAGCUCAGCCAGGGAUUCCUCCUCUGCUUCGGAUGGGGGCAGUUGGGAUGACUUGGGCGCAAAGUCCGCACUCUUUCCAGCCUCCACUUUCUCCUUCCCUCCCUCUUUGCCUGGAUGGCUUUCCCCAGUGUUCCAUUGCCCAACUCGGAGGCUGAGGUAGGGGGUUACUGUGGGGAACCCUUUGAGGAAUUCCCUCCCCGCACCAUAUGAUUCCACCUGUGGAGGGGACCUUUCUGAGUGUGAAGAGCACAUCCCUCCUCUUCUGCUGCCUGCGUCUGCUAAAAAAAGCACCUCAAGAGGGAUAACUAUGGACAGCAAGAACAGCUCCUCCUGAUCUACCCUCACUAGAUGGAAAAAUGCUGAAGUCAGCAGGACCACUCGCUCCACUGCUGACUACCCUGGGACCAGAGGGUUUUGCCUCUCUACUCUCCCACUUCAAAUGUUGUUUACAAUUCUGCUGCCCCUGCUGGCUCUAGGUAGGUGUGAGGAUGCUAGAGGAAUCUGCCCCCUCUCCACCUGCUUUGGCUACUGUUUCCUAGGGAAGAGAAGGAGAACCCAGGCAAGCUGAGGUUUAGAACUAGUGGUAGAUGUAAACAGGGCAUCAACCAACAAGGGACUGAUGAAAUCCUUUAAGGAAAGGGCUGCCUGGAGCCCUUCCCAUGUGUAGCAUAACCCUCCCCAAAGAAAGAGAAGGGAAAUGGCCUUUAUCAGAGAGGAACCAUCUUCAUCAGUACAUGGGCAACAGGUGAACCUUCUACUAGUCAAAGAGAGGAGGUUUGUGAAAUUCACACUGGCUCAGGGGACUCUGGUCCAUGUGUUUCCUUGGUCAUUUCCCCUCUCACAUUUUGCUCCUGGUUGGCCUUAACCAGAUUUGCUCCUUGAAGAUGCACAGCUUGUCAUGUGCACCCCUCCCUGUGCAUAGGUGCCAAGAGGUGUGAUCAUUAUAAAACUGGGGAGGAGUUGCUACGGCCUUAUAUCAGAGAGUGUGUUGAACAACACAGUCUUAUGGGGAAGGGAAAACAGUGCCUGCAGAUGGAGAUUAUUUUAGACACGUGAUGUAAGGAGCAUGGAGUAUUAAAUCACCCACCCCCACCCUACAGCUUGCCCUGUUGCUACAGGACCAUUCGGUUUCCCAUUUUGUGCUGCCUUCGGGCCAGAAAGCCCAGCUGAAACUCAUAGCUAAGGCUCCUCACCCCCAACACAAGGCAAGGGGAAAAGGAAAAAUCAGGGGAAGUAAGGAUUCCUCCCAACCCUUCUUCCCUUUCUCUCUCCUUUUUGGAGUCCCAGUUCCAUAUCUGGCUUUCUGUUUGUGGCAGUGAUCUGUUGGGGGUGAAGGUUUUGACUUCUCCCCACUCCCUAAGGAUGACAUGUACCAGCUGGCAGUGAGCAAGGCUAUUAAGGGCAUUAAUUUAUGAUUUAUAUGUUUUUUACUUGUUUUGUUUCUGGACUCUGUUGUCAUCAUCUCCGUGGGUGCCUCAAGAAGGCCAGCUAGGGCUAGGCUGCUCUGGAAGACUUGAAUGGGCUUUAAUAUGCUGAUGGUUGCCUCUAAUAAAGAAAAACAUAACAUUUCUA